Molecule: messenger RNA, 436 nt
Organism: Brassica napus (rape)
Lineage: Eukaryota; Viridiplantae; Streptophyta; Magnoliopsida; Brassicales; Brassicaceae
Product: putative defensin-like protein 31
Exons: 2
Coding region: 84-332 (82 amino acids)
Source: RefSeq, a predicted model, not a curated record
AUAUUUCAAAUAUAUAUAUGAAAGGUUUUAGACUCUUCAUAUUCAUAAGAAAAAACUAAAACAAUAAAGACAAAAAAAUCAAAAUGAUAUCAAUAAGAAAAUGUUAUUUUUUGGCGUUCUUGUGUUUGGCGAUUCUCUUGACUCUAAAUCUUGCGGAAGCUCAAGAUAGGAGUAAGCUAAUUCCUAUAGGUCCUUGCGCACAGAUUCCGAACUGCAGUCAGACAUGCAAAAAUUCAGGCUUUGCUAAAGGCGGACAAUGCAUCAAAUGGUAUCCUAAUUCUAUUAAGUAUACAUGUGCGUGCUUUGUAAACGCUGCUACACCGGCUGUUUAAGAUAAUAACUCUUCAAAUUUGAACUAAAAAGAUCUCAAAUGACUAUUUAAAUAGAAUAUUGAAGAAAUAUGUUUUAUGCAAAUAAAAGUGCAUUUCAAUUUUAA